CGAUGUGAAAAAAAAAACAAAGAGGGAGCUCUUGCCAGCUGAGUGGCCGACGUCCCGAAAAUAAAUUUGGAUUUUUGAAUUUUCGUCAAAAUUUACGAAUAAUUAGCAAGCGAAGACCGAAUCUCACAAUAAUGGCACUCGCUCUUGUCCUAAGAGGAUUCCCUCGCACUCUGAACGGCACCAUCCGAACGAGCCAUGUUUGGUCAAAGGGCCAGUUGAGCAGCAGUCUUUUCAAACAGUAUCCUGCUGCGGGAUUUCUAGCCAAGGACAAGGGUGCAAUUGUCCCUGUCAUACCUCGGAGAGAAAUGUCUGCAGGUGGGGACCACGUAGCGCUGUGGACAGCAGAACGUGUCCUUAGCGUUGGCCUCUUGGGCAUCAUCCCAGCUGCCUUCAUUGUCCCCAGCGCCACUAUGGACUACCUACUAGCUGUCUCCCUUGUCAUGCACUCACACUGGGGCAUUGAAGCUUCAGUCAUUGAUUACAUUAGGCCAAAUAUUUUCGGACCUGUCAUCCCGAAGGUCGCUAUUGCAGCUCUGUACGGAGUGUCCAUUGCAGCCCUUGGCGGUCUGAUCUACUUCACAUAUGGCGAUGUCGGCCUCGUCAAUGCAGUGAAAAUGUUCUGGAAAUUGUAAAAUUUGAAUUUGUCGUUUCAUAGAGACUGCAAUUGCAAACGCUAGGUGGUCGUUAGGCAAAAUAUUUAUUUCUCUACUGAUGCCUCCUUUUGCCACAUUGAUUGAACAAACACCAGAAACUGUAAAUAAUUAAAAUCCAAAGGUGGCAGUAUUACAUAAAUUGCUGUAAUUGGGUUGUAUGUGAGAAAUUUCAUUCUUUUCUUACAAUAAAUAAUUCAUUUCGUCUGAUUA
This is a messenger RNA of Neocloeon triangulifer, 863 nucleotides long. RefSeq names its product succinate dehydrogenase [ubiquinone] cytochrome b small subunit, mitochondrial (gene SdhD). Gene Ontology annotation, biological process: tricarboxylic acid cycle; mitochondrial electron transport, succinate to ubiquinone. The transcript is spliced from 3 exons. Gene Ontology annotation, cellular component: membrane; mitochondrial envelope. The coding region runs from base 132 to 632 and encodes 166 amino acids. Lineage: Eukaryota; Metazoa; Arthropoda; Insecta; Ephemeroptera; Baetidae. Gene Ontology annotation, molecular function: heme binding; ubiquinone binding. The record is from RefSeq and is a predicted model, not a curated record.